AUGGGAAAGCUCCGUGUCAAAUUCGCUGUUCAGGAGGAGGCCGGUGCCCACGCCGCUCCUUCUGGGUCCCGCAAGAAGCCUGGGCAUGCUUGCCCAGACUGCAGGGCCCGGAAGGUCAAGUGCGGGCACGGGGGUGACGGUGAGGUGGAUGUCGCCGGAGCAGAAGCUCCCCCUCCUCCCGCCUCGACCACCACCAUGGCAAAGGCGCCAUUCACCAAGCGGGCCAAGUUGCCCAAGGCCAAAGUCAACAAGGGCCCAAGUGGCAACAGCCAGAACAGCAAGGUUGCCAAGGGCAAGAAGGACAAGGCCAUCAACAAGGCCCAGAAGCUUCGCCUCAAGCGCGCGGUGGAGGCCGAGAACGCGGCCGAUUCCACCAACUCCAGCUCCGGUCUUUCUACCACGCCUCCCACCGAGUCUGAUGAAGACACCUCCAACCUGGCCAAACGCGCCUCUGAUGAUGGCGAGUCACGUCCAGGAAAACGCGCCAAGCGCCGUCGCAGUGAAAAGGCUGAAGCUCCCACUGUCGACCUCACGGGAAAUACCGACGCCACCUCUUCUCGCACCGCUCCCACCCAUGCUACUUUCCCCGACCUACCCUCUUUGCCUGACGAUAACCUUGAGGCCUCCGCAAUCGUGGCAAUGCACGUCGUCUAUGCCCGUCGGGUUGCGAAGGCGGGCCGAGACUUUGAAGAGAAGAUCGCAAAGGCCAAGGAAGCCGUCGACGCCGCCAUGGCUGCAAGCCGUGAGAUGACCGACUGUGUUCAAAUGUGGAGAGACGCUUGGGCAGGCGGCAACUAA
Messenger RNA from Penicillium chermesinum, 798 nucleotides. RefSeq lists its product as uncharacterized. The record is from RefSeq and is a predicted model, not a curated record. The coding region runs from base 1 to 798 and encodes 265 amino acids. The transcript has 2 exons. Lineage: Eukaryota; Fungi; Ascomycota; Eurotiomycetes; Eurotiales; Aspergillaceae.